Rosa chinensis is the source of this 2152-nucleotide messenger RNA. Its product is annotated as tafazzin. The transcript is spliced from 12 exons. The record is from RefSeq and is a predicted model, not a curated record. The coding region runs from base 662 to 1954 and encodes 430 amino acids. Lineage: Eukaryota; Viridiplantae; Streptophyta; Magnoliopsida; Rosales; Rosaceae. Gene Ontology annotation, biological process: phospholipid metabolic process.
AAUAGUCUGAUCGAUCUGUUUGCCUCUUUCUCUCGCCAGUCGCAGUGAACCCAGUCCAAAUCGCUCUUGGUCUCCGCUCGAAUCAACAAAUUUCUCUCGCUCUCCUCGCACAGAAAUGCAAAACCAAAGAGAUAGAGAUCCGUUUCCUGCUCAAAAUCUCAAACUUGCUACUGCUCAGUUUAUUCUUUUGAGGUGUCUUUGAAAUUGAUGUUGUGCUUGAUUUUGAUGGAUGCGAUUGGGCUUUAUUCCAUUGUUUUGGUAAUGGAUUUCUUCAUUUGCUUUUGAGAUCAACAUCAGAGCCAACCCAGACUCGAUUACAGAAUUCAUCAGUUGAGGUGAAUCCUCAUCUCCUUCUUUCCAAUUCUUUCUGUCAGUAUAGGUUAUAAGUGGCUGCCCUCCAACUCCACCGCAAAGAUAUUCUUUACUUAUCAUCAGAAACAAACUUUGCUGAUCAGAACACAAUCAUCAGGACGCUACCCAAAACUAAUUCAUUUAGCUCUUCAGAAUAAAUUGUAUGCAAAAAAGUGUACACAUUGUUUAUCUGCUGCUGUUCCUCUGUGCAUCGUUUGCCAUUAUCCCAGUCUCUUGCUCUUAUUAAGAAACUAUGAUUCUCUCCCUCUCUCUCUCCGUUUGUUCAUAUUGAUCCUACGGCGUCGUUUUGAUGGCUGCUGCGAGGGUUGAGCACGGAGAUCUGUGGAAGAGCAACGCCCUCUCCGUACAGCGCCGGAUCAGGGAGCGGUUCAGAGUCGAGGUGGACUGCCGAUUCAGGCACCACCCGAUUUUCGCCGACGGCUACUUCGCCUCUACCGUGCAGCGGUGGCUCCAGCGGUUCCGUGAUUUCAAGAGGGACUCGCUUCAGUCCUCCACCGUCUUCUAUCGCCAACGAGUGGGCAAGGAAAUCAACGCUGAAGAAGAGUCGGCCAUUCUUCGCAUGGUGCAAGCUGUUGCUGUGCCGGUCAUUGGCAAUGUUUGCCAUGUGUUCAUGAAUGGAUUAAAUCGUGUUCAGGUCUAUGGUUUAGAAAAAUUUCAUGACGCGUUGCUACGCAGACCCAAAGACAGGCCUCUUAUAACGGUUAGCAAUCAUGUGGCUUCUAUGGAUGAUCCGCUUGUUAUUGCUGCGCUGCUUCCUCCAAAUGUUCUUCUGGAUGCUAAGAACUUGAGGUGGACACUCUGUGCAUCUGAUAGGUGUUUUUCGAAUCCUGUAACUUCAGCAUUUUUCCGAUCUGUCAAAGUCUUGCCAGUUGCUCGUGGUGAUGGGAUUUAUCAAAAGGGUAUGGACAUUGCUAUUUCAAAAUUAAAUCAAGGUGGCUGGGUUCACAUCUUCCCAGAAGGUAGUCGUUCUCGAGAUGGUGGUAAAACCCUGGGGUCACCCAAGAGAGGUGUUGGGAGGUUGGUCCUUGAUGCUGACAAUAUUCCCAUGGUUAUUCCAUUUGUACAUAGCGGGAUGCAGGACAUCAUGCCUAUUGGUGCCAGUUUCCCGAGGAUUGGCAAGAGGGUGACGGUGGUUAUUGGUGAUCCAAUCUACUUUGAUGAUUUGCUAAAUAAUGAAGGAGCAAAGCAUUUAUCAAGAGGAAAGUUAUAUGAUGCAGUAUCCUCAAGAAUCGGUCAUCGAUUACGUCAACUGAAAGUUCAGGUUGACAAAUUGACUAAAGGGACACAAUUACUAAAUGAUGGUUCACUGAUAGAAGAAACUCCAGAACUAGUUGUUGCCGGUACACAAGAGCCCAGGUCUUUUGAUCGGUUCCGAGUGGGUUUCUCAAAAGAUGGCUGGAUUGCAUCAAGGAUGCGUAGUUUUAUGGAACCUACUGAGCUGAUGGGAUUUGCAGCCAGAGGCUUAUUUGUGAACCGUAGAGCAGUUGAAACCUCUGAAAGUGGUAGUAGAAGGGUUGGCCCGUUGAAAGCAUGGAACCAAUUUCUUGAAGCCAAUGUACUACCAAGAUGGAACUGUGCCUGACUUUACUUCCAACUUUAGCAGAGGCUGAUGUAAAUUAUAAUUAGGGUGUUCAUUUAUAAAUGAACUACAAUUUUGGUCAGGAAUUUUUUUUUUUUUGUCAGCUUAAUAGGAAGGUUAUAAUAAAACAAACUGCCUUUUGUUUCCCAAUGUAAACAGGUGAAAUUUACUAAAGCUAAAUAUGAUCCGGUAUUUAUUGAA